Cannabis sativa is the source of this 2311-nucleotide messenger RNA. Its product is annotated as putative pectinesterase/pectinesterase inhibitor 28. The coding region runs from base 355 to 2100 and encodes 581 amino acids. Gene Ontology annotation, biological process: cell wall modification. The transcript is spliced from 2 exons. The record is from RefSeq and is a predicted model, not a curated record. Gene Ontology annotation, molecular function: pectinesterase activity; pectinesterase inhibitor activity. NCBI's taxonomy places the organism in Eukaryota, Viridiplantae, Streptophyta, Magnoliopsida, Rosales, Cannabaceae.
AUAUCAUCACAUAUCAACCUUAUAAAUCAAACCCCCAAAACAUUCAUACAUCAAUAGGUCCGAGAGAGCUGGGCUAUAGCUCUAUCUAAAGCUUCAAUAUAAUAAAAAAAAAGAAGAAGGGAUAAUUUAACCUUCUCUCUCUACUACGAUAUAAUAAAGCAGCUUUCUUUGGCCUCACAGGGAGGAGAGAUAGAGAGAGGGAGAGAGAGAACGCUUUUUGUGACCAAGAAAAGGAGAAAAAUACAUUCAUUUUUGGCUCCCUUUAAUGUGUCGAAGAGCUGCUCAUUAUUAUUAAUUACAUAUAACACAUAUAUAUAUUACAUAUAAAAAUAUAAAAAACAAAAAUUAAAUAUUAUGGCGUACAACAAUGGAGAUGAUGGUGGUAAGAGAAAGAGGUAUGCAGUUAUCGGUGUGUCUUCCUUCUUAUUGGUAGCCAUGGUGAUUGCAGUGACUGUUGGAGUAAGUCUUAACAAUGGUGAAUCUUCAAGUCCAUCUAACGGUAGCAAAGACCAUAUUUCAUCCUCAAACAAAGCAAUCAAAGCCAUUUGUGCACCAACUGAUUACAAAGAAGAUUGUAUGAAGACAUUGGGUUCUGAGGCUGGAAACACAACCGAUCCAAAGAAACUCAUCCAAGCUGGUUUCAACGUCGCCAAGAAGUUUAUCAACGAGGCUGCAAAGAAAUCCGAUACAUUGAAAGAGCUAGAGAAAGACCCAAGAACUUCCAAAGCUCUAGGUCUUUGCAAGCAGCUCAUGGAUAACUCAAUGGACGAGCUUCACAAAUCGGUUGAAAAGAUCAGUGACUUUGACAUUACUAAAUUUGAUGAGAUGCUUAUGGACUUAAAGAUAUGGAUUAGUGCCACCGUUACGUACCAAGAGACUUGUUUGGAUAGUUUCGAGAAUACUACUGGAGAUGCUUCGGAGAAAAUGAAGAAGGCUUUGAAGACUUCAAUGCGUUUGAGUAGUAAUGCUCUUGCCAUGGUUUCUGAGAUCUCUUCGGUUUUCGCGGACUUGAACAUUAGCCGUAGGAGACUUCUUGAGUUUGAAAAUCCCAAUCACGAAGUUGAUCAGGGUUCUAGCCCCUGGAUUGCAACUGGAGUUCGGAGGCUUCUCGCUUUGGAUGCUAAGGAAAAUUUGAAGCCGGACGUGAUUGUGGCUAAAGAUGGGAGUGGUAAGUACAAAACCAUCAAUGAGGCACUCAAAGAUAUUCCAAAGAAGAGUAAUCAGACUUUUGUGAUUUAUAUUAAGGAGGGAGUUUAUGAGGAGUACGUCACCUUUCAGAAAAACAUGACCAAUGUCAUGGUUUAUGGUGAUGGAGCUAAUAAAACAAGGAUCACCGGUAGCAAGAAUUUCAUCGAUGGCUUUCCAACCAGUCUUACUGCCACUGUUGUUGUUCUUGGAGAUAACUUCCUGGCAAGAGACAUCGGUUUCGAGAACACUGCAGGAGCAAGCAAACACCAAGCUGUAGCACUCAGAGUGAACUCAGACGAGGCCAUUUUCUACCGAUGUGCCAUGGACGGAUUCCAAGACACACUCUACACUCACGCCAAGCGUCAGUUCUACCGUGAGUGUAACGUCUCCGGUACCAUAGACUUCGUCUUCGGUGACGCAGCCGUGGUCUUCCAAAACUGCAAAUUCAUAGUCAGAAAGCCAAACGACAAUCAACAGUGCAUAGUAACAGCACAAGGCCGUAAAGAAAGGAGGCAACCAACAGGCAUUGUCAUCCAAAACGGGACCUUUGUGGCCGAUCCUGAAUACGUGCCAGUAAUGAACCAGAGCAAAGCAUACUUGGGUAGGCCAUGGAAGGAGUUCUCCAGGACCAUCAUCAUGGAAUCUUUCAUUGAUGAGUUGAUUCAGCCUGUGGGAUGGUUGCCCUGGGCUGGAAAUUUUGCUCUCGACACUUGCUACUACAGUGAGUUCAACAACCGCGGCCCUGGGGCAGCAGAUCAGUCUCUUCGCGCCAAGUGGGUGGGAGUGAAGAAGAUCACAGCUGAGGAGGCCGCUACUUUCACUCCCGAACAGUUCUAUAUGGGAGACGCGUGGGUUAAGGACAGUGGUGUGGAUUACGUCCCUGGCAUGUUCUCCAUUGCUCCCAAGAAAUAAGUGCAAUUAAAUUGAUGAGAACUAUACCUACAUUUUUCUCAUAAUUUGUGUAUUUUUAUUUCUUUUUUGUAUUAUUGUAUUUUGUAUUUUUGGGUUUUGUUCUCUCAUAUCGUUGUUUCACCGGUAUAAUUAAUCAAUUAAUUUAUACCUACCAUUAACACAGUUGAGUACACAUUCUCAAUAAGAUUAAUUAUUAGCUAAAUAUUAUAUA